AUGGGGGUGCUGGCUGCUCCCACGGAGUCCAGUUCCUCUCUUGUCGACGAGCAGGCGUUCGUCUGCAGCGUGCCCGCGAGUAGUCCAGAGGGCCUCAGGAGCCUGGCCCUGUGGAAUUGCGACCUCGUGAAUCGGACCAUCCAGGACUACCGCGACGCCAUCGCCGCGGGGAAGGGUUUCAACGACAAUCAGCAGGAGGUGUGGGAGGACAAGGAGGCGCAGGCAGGCGAGGCGUGCCGCAUAGCCGAGGCCCUGCUCAACGGUACCGACUCAGAUUUGGAGAGAGCGGCCAACUACGCUGUCAACGCCUGGGGCACAGUGAUCGCAGGCGGCUCGGAGUGCUGCAUCUACCCUGGGUCACCGAUUUGCAUCAGCAAUGCGGACUGGUCCGUCUCCGUGACGGCCGUCCUGCUCCCCUUCGCGGUACUGCUGCUGCUGUUCGCCGCGUCCUGGCUGACCUCGUGGUGCCUCCCGAAGAAGCGCGAGGAGAGGGCACUCCUGCGCAAGGACACGGUCGAGGUGCAGGACAGCCCGGGGGCGGCGGCGCGCGGAGUUGCGGCGGACGCCGGGCUCCUCGAGGCGGAGCUGCGCGGGGCCUGGCUCGCCAAGAGCUGCCUGCGCGUGCUGCCCGAGGCCCAGGGCUUCGCCGGGGCGUCGGCGAGCCUCUUCAGUGCCCUGAGGGAGGCGUUCGACUUCCAGGCGGACAACGUCCGGAACCAGCACGAGCACUUGCUGUCCCUCUGGCGCUCGCAGGUCGCGCAGGUGGCCGACCGGGCCAUCGAUCGGCAGGAGCAGGUCGACGAGGCCGAGUUGCUGGCCGAGGCGCUGGGAGUCCUCCACUCCGAGCUGCUCGAAGGCUUCGUGGCGUGGCGGGAGAACCUGCGGCGCUGCGCCGGGGCAAGGGUGCCGGCCGCUGCGGGGGGGCUGCCGAGCAUGGCCGGCGCGGAGGCCGCAUGGGAGCGGGGAGGGCAGGCGGGCUGCCGCGCCACGGGGGAGAGCGGGGCGGACCUCUCCCGGAAGCUCGCCGAGGUCGCCGCGUUCCUGCUCGUGUGGGGAGAGGCCGGCAACCUCCGGUUCAUGCCAGAGGUGGUGUACUUCAUCACGGAGUUGGCGCUCGCCGCCGGGGAGCGUGGGCUGGAGCGGCUCUACGGCUCCGCGCAUCCUGGGGGGCACUCGCACCACGGGCCCUACCACAGCGGCCAGUUCCUGGCCAAGGUGGUCCGCCCCAUCUACAACGCCGUCUUCGACGAGUGGUACGAGUCCGUCGACGUGGACCCGGCGAGCCAGAAGGACAAGAAAAAGCUCAAGGCGGGUUUUGAGAACUUCCUCCCGGCCGACGUCGCCAACUACGACGACUGGAACGAGUUCUUCUGCGACCCCGAGAGGCUCGUCGAGGGCCUGAUCCUCCAGGACGGCACCCUGCUCUUCGAGCUCCCCCACGACAUGCGUUUUGCCGCGCUGCGCAGGGUCGACUGGGAGGUGUCGCUCGACGCGGCGGAGACCAAGACGCACCGCGAGAUCCACUCGCUGUGGGGCGUCUUCGCUUCUACCCACAGGGUCUGGCUGCUGCACUGGGUCAUGUUCCUCGCGGGCGUCUGCCUCGUGGCCGGAGACGCGCCGGUGCCGGCCGACGGCAUCCAGCCGCUGCUCGGCACCACGCUGGCACAGCGCUUUGCCGCCGUCGGGCUGCUGGUGCCCGUCCACGCGGCUGCCUGGACGUUCGCGCGGUGGCAGGUGACGGGCCGUGCGGUGCGCAAGCGACGGCGCGGCGUGCUGUGCGUGGGCCGCCUGGUCGUCCGCUUUGCACUUUACGCAGCUCCUGCGGCGACGUAUGUGGCCAUCAGGGCGACGGACUCCGACGGGUUCGUCGAGGAGGGCUACGGCGAGUACCACAACCUCGCCCUCGCCGUGCACUAUUGCGUGUCGAUGCUCGGGCUCUGGCUCUUGCUCUUCUUGCCCUCGGGGCGUUACGCCAACUGGAAGCUGACCACCCAGUCUCUGAGCGGGCGCGCGGUGCGGUACACGUUCUGGUUUCUGGUGCUCGCCGUGAAGAUGGGCAUGGGGCUGAUCAUAUUCAGAACGAUUUUCGAGGCGAUCGAGGACCUCGGGAUCGUAAUGCCAGGGCGCGAGUCCUACAGAGACAUCUCCAAGGUCUACCUGACGACGGGCUGGGUGUCGUCGGUGCUCCGCUGGAUUGUCCUGUGGGCCACGACGUUGCUCCUGUUUGUUUCGGACACGCAGCUCUGGUUCACCCUGGGAUGCACCUUCCUCGGCGUGGGCAUCACCUUCGUCCAGCGGGGUGUCCGCAAGGCCGCCAAGUUUUCCGUGGAGGACGCCGUGGCCAAGAUCCCGGAGCGCUUCUCCAAGAAGGUGCUCUCGUACUCCAAGGCGCAGGCGGCUCUCAAGUCGGACAAGCAGGCCGCCCCCUUCUCGCCCUACUUCCCCCUGAUCUGGGACAGGGUCAUGGAGUACAUGCGCUACGAGGACAAGAUCGACAACCAGAUGAUGGGAGACCUCAGUUUUGGGGUCGGCGACUCGGGCAGGCAGGUGUCCUGGCGAUCCCUGCAGCAGCCCCUGCGGCAGGCGGGGGCGCCACGGCGCCGCGCCGACGAGCAGGACGACGCCCGCGACCUGAAAAGGAGCCGCGUGAAGGUGCCCGACGUGUUCCGCGAGAAGGGCGCUUUCGAGGUGGGCUUCAAGCACUACUGCAACAUCUCGAAGAAGAAAAAACGCCAUUAG
Molecule: messenger RNA, 2739 nt
Organism: Prorocentrum cordatum
Lineage: Eukaryota; Dinophyceae; Prorocentrales; Prorocentraceae
Source: the annotation of a GenBank genome assembly